This is a messenger RNA of Pollicipes pollicipes, 975 nucleotides long. RefSeq lists its product as uncharacterized. The transcript has 4 exons. Lineage: Eukaryota; Metazoa; Arthropoda; Thecostraca; Pollicipedomorpha; Pollicipedidae. The record is from RefSeq and is a predicted model, not a curated record. Bases 121 to 561 code for a protein of 146 amino acids.
CACCGGCCGCCGGCGGGCACCGGUCCGGUGGUCCACAGCCCCGGGUCUCGGCAGAGCUGCACUACGGCAAGAAGGGUGCGCGAUCCUCCCAUUCCACGCCGCGCGGCUCAAGGAAGAGACAUGCUCAAGAUGGUGCUCGCCGGUGCGAUGGUGGCCGGUGCGAUGGUGGCCGGAGCGUCUCUGGUUGUCGCGAGGGACGGCCGCUCGUCGUACGGAGACUACGGACAGCACCCAUAUCCGCCCGCCUACGACCGCAUAGGUUGCGACUUUCCGGUGCAGGCGGUAUCUUCAAAGGCAUACGAGAUCGCCAGCAUCGUCAGCGCUGUCGGCGUCGUCGCGCUGGUCUUAAUGGCCAUUGUCGCUGUGAUGGCGAGCUUAUUCGAAAUCCAAGUUGGCGACAUCAACGUUAACGACGGCAAGCGUGCGCUGCUGCAACUGCCGCUGUUCGACAAGGUCGUCUCCGGCAUUGAAGAGGAUGCAAAUCCUGUAUGGAACGGCGUCGCCACAGCUCCAUCGGGCGUAAGGCCGGUGGAGGCCAGAGAGCCACCGCGCGGCCGGUGAGGACAGAGAGCCGCUGCGGUCUCCUUUUCGGAGCCCCGUCGCUCAUAGGCGGCAGGCAGAGUGGCAUCGGUUAACAGGUGGUGCGCUGGGAGAAAGAGGUGCCUUGGCUUCACAGGGGACGGAGCGCCUCGGUGUUCUGGUGUGUUCGGACAAAUCCCGAUCGAGAUCUCUUGAUCCCGACGGAACAUUUAGAGGCUUUGUAAGGAGUCAUAUGGUGGGCUUUGGACAGGGACGCCAUUGCGGCCAGCAAGACCGUGGGCAUUGUCGCGGGUGGAUGUUCGGCAUUGUCGGAGUGGAUGCAUUUUUUUAGUGUGCCAGGUCUGUGUACGCGUUGUGCGCGCAACCGAAGGAUCUGUUCGCUGUGAGCAUACUCUAUGUUAUUUACAUGGAAAUACAUGAGCGGUAUCGCGACGA